GUGGUCAGAACAGGAAGGGGAAGGAGGAGGGUCUAUAAGUCUAUAACUGGAGAUCACAGAGUCUCACUCAGCAGCAAGACAGAAUGGAACUCACACCACUCUGCUGGCAGCUCUUGCUGUUGAGUACACUGGUAUACUGUAGCCUCGGACAAGGUGGAGAUCUCUCUCUUCCAGCCUCUCUGAGUGUCAGUCCUGACAGAUCUCAGUUCUUUGAAUAUGAGUCUGUCUCUCUGAGCUGUGAGGUUCAGGGGAACUCUACUGGAUGGAGAGUGGUGAGGAACACAUCGAGAGGAAUCCUUUCAGAGUGUAGUACUGACUGGGGAAAACAACAAGGGUCUUCAUGCACCGUGUCACUAAUACCAUCAGACAGUGGAGUGUACUGGUGUCAGUCUGGGUCUGGAGAACACAGCAAUGCUGUCAACAUCACAGUACAUGCUGGUGCUGUGAUCCUGGAGAGCCCUGCCCUUCCUGUGACUGAGGGAGAUUCUGUGACUCUGCGCUGCAGAUAUCAGGAAACUCCCUCUGACCUCACAGCUGUUUUCUACAAAGAUGGAUCCCUCAUCAGGACUGAGACUACAGGAGAGAUGACCAUCCCUGCAGUAUCCAAGUCAGAUGAAGGACUCUACAAGUGUACCAACUCGAAAGGAGAUUCACCAGAGAGCUGGAUGACAGUGACAUCUAACGGCUCCACCUCAUCCUCCUCUCUCCUCCUCCCUCUGUCUUUGUCUGGGUUGAUGGCUGCUCUCGCCAUCUCUCUGAUCAUUCUACUGGUCCUGUUCUGCAAGAAGAGGAACAAACAUGUAGCAGCUGAACCCAGAGAUGUUACCUAUGCUGACGUCAGAAUCACACAGGACCCAGAACCCAGGAGGAGAGAGAAGUCUCCAGGAGCGGAUCCAGUCUACUCUGCAGUGAAGACCUCCAACACCACAGUUCCAGGUGGAUCUGGUCCAGGUGAUGUGACCUAUGCUGACAUCAACCACACAGAGAAGAGACAACACAACAGGAGGAGAGAGAACGUCGUUCCAGACCCUGUCUACUCAGCAGUGAAGACAGACAGACAGAGAUACAGGUAGAGCUGUGUCUGGAUCCAGGGACGUAAUGUACAGACUGAGUGACCCUGUUCAUCAGAACGUCAUGGUGGGUGGAAAAAGAUGCUCUCUUCAGCAGCGGUGAAUAACCACAACCCUGUCAGUCCAUCUCUUUACUUCUCAUUUCUCUUUUCUUCUCUCUCCCCCCUUCCGUUUUCACACCAACACACUUAUCUUUAGACGCUGCGGCCUUGACCUCUGUCAACAGCAUCGGCAACAGAGAGAUGUGAAGUUUCCACAACAGAGUUAGAGUCAGUUUAUCAUGUACUUCUCUUUAGACGCUGCAGCCUUGACCUCCAUCAACAGAGUUAGAGUCAGUUUAUCAUGAGAACAUACAGACACCACUGACUGGAAGCAGCUGACAGUAUCAGUUGUAAAGGCUUCAUUACUACUAACAGAAAGAAGUUGUAGUGUUAUGUCCAUGAUGAAUGAUGUAAAGGCUUCAAUGUGCUUUUAUAUUGAGCUGCUCUGUUAAAUUCGGUUUGUUGAUGUGAGAUUGUAAAUUGUAUUUCUCUAUAAUGUCAUUGUGUGUGUUUACCUUGAGCAACACCGUUGUAUGGUUACCAACUUGUCAAAUAAAGCUUCCUAAAAUGUG
Molecule: messenger RNA, 1683 nt
Organism: Salmo salar (Atlantic salmon)
Lineage: Eukaryota; Metazoa; Chordata; Actinopteri; Salmoniformes; Salmonidae
Source: RefSeq, a predicted model, not a curated record